Messenger RNA from Fonsecaea multimorphosa CBS 102226, 366 nucleotides. RefSeq lists its product as uncharacterized. The transcript is spliced from 3 exons. The record is from RefSeq and is a predicted model, not a curated record. NCBI's taxonomy places the organism in Eukaryota, Fungi, Ascomycota, Eurotiomycetes, Chaetothyriales, Herpotrichiellaceae. The coding region runs from base 1 to 366 and encodes 121 amino acids.
AUGAGACCGCUGACCCAAACAUGGUUCGGGACUGCGAAUUCUCACCCGCUGAUCCAGAUCAGAAAUGCGGGACAAAAAGGCCUCGGCGUCUUUGCCAACGUCAAUAUUCCUCGAGGCACACGAAUUGUCGCGGAAGCCCCGCUAAUGAAAUCUGACCGAGCCGGGGACUCCAUGACAAUCUGGAAAGCUUUCAGCAAACUCAUGCCUGUGGAAAAGGAGAAGUACCUCGAAUUGCACCACCUGGAAUGUGACAUGGAGUACGAGCUCAUGAAUCCCGCUCUGGGGAAGAAUCGACAGAGACACCCGGAUGGCAAAAGUGCUUGCGAUCUAUCGUUCUCCGCCGAUAAGAUUCUCCAUGGAGAUUAA